This is a messenger RNA of Sebastes umbrosus (honeycomb rockfish), 1881 nucleotides long. RefSeq lists its product as uncharacterized. NCBI's taxonomy places the organism in Eukaryota, Metazoa, Chordata, Actinopteri, Perciformes, Sebastidae. The coding region runs from base 115 to 819 and encodes 234 amino acids. The record is from RefSeq and is a predicted model, not a curated record. The transcript is spliced from 3 exons.
GAAGAAACAAUAUCAAAGAGAAGCUGAAACACUGCUUGGCAGACUUCACCUUCAAGACAAAGAACAACAGAAGUUGUCACCAGCAGAUUUUCUUAAACUAACUCUCUUACUCUUAUGGACCAGGUGAAGUGCAGUCUAAACCGCUGGAUGUCAUUAGGCCUACCACUGUCAGUUGCAGGUCUGCAGUCAGGAUUUGUCACUCUGCCCCGCCUCUCUCGUCUUGACAGACAGUUUCAGGAUGGAGACGUCCGGAAAGGGUCUCUACCAGACAGCGGUGACUUCAUGCUGACACGUUCAGACUCCCUCACCUCGUUCACUGUAGACCUUGGCCCCUCCCUUAUGACUGAGGUACUGAACUUGAUUGACAACCCCAGCUACCUCCAGAUGUCCAAUCACAGCCAGGCAGCAGGUGAGGAAGAAGAAGGAGAGGAAGAGGAAGAAGAGGACGACAGCUCACUAACAGAGACGCCUGUGCAGAGCCCUGGGGCGACUUCACCCAACCCUUCCAUGGGUAGUGGGUCAUUCAGCAGGAACAUGAACAACAGGGGGCGCUCUGGUAGCUCCAACUGGGCAGAGCAAGAGGAGGAGAGGAGGUCACUGAGGACGCCAGAUGAGUGCACCGGGUCUCCUCUGAGAGCCGAGCCUGCGAUUGAGGCAGAAAGGUUCCAGAGGGCAGCUGACGUGCUGUCUCGCCAUUACGGUGGCGGGUCCUUUACACAGGGAAGGAGGAUGAGCAACGACACCACCUCGCCUGCUUUUUCCCAAAGCCGCAAAACACCGUGUGCCUUUUCUGAAGAGGAGGAAGAGAUCAAAGUCUAGAUGCUGAAAGUCUUUCUGAAAAAAAAGCAGUGACUUCAUUGAUCCAAUAAAACCGCAGAAACCGUCCAGUGACCUGAGUUCUGGGUUCAAGCCAGAGAGGCUGAACAGUGUGAUAUUCUGUUGUUCCUCCACAGAAACAUUCCUCCUCUUCUAACAUGCAGCCACAUGAGGGCGUCAUUGACUAACUACCAGAUCCCGUUCUGUAUUCAGCUUCUGCAGGAUGGAUGCUUGAUGCUGAUCUUGACCCUGGCUGAUUUUAUAGAUUAUUUAAACUACUCUAAAGAUAGAAGUCAUUGAGUGAGUUUAACACCACAAAAUGGAUUAUUUUCAACACAAACUAUUAAUAAUGACUUUUUAGUUUUAACAAAGAUUUAAAAGUCAGUAAAAUAUAUCCCACCUGCAUUAAUCAUACUCACAACAGUUGACUGAAUAUACUGUAUAUACACUGUACAUAAUCACUCACUACAUAAUCAUGAUGUUCAACAGCAAAAUAUAUUUUACAUAAAUACAGAUGUUCAGGUUCAAAGGUCCGAGGCGUCAAGCUGAACCUGAUAUUUGAUGAACAAAGAUUUAUAACCAUCGUGAUAAUUGUGAAUAAAUGAACUGUAAUCAGGAAUAAUGGUGUGAUAAAACCUAAGAUAGUUGUACAAUUACAGCUGAUAUUCCUCUGAAGUCUAUGUGAUCACUGCACCUGUAAUAUGUAUAUAGUACUGUUUAUCAAGCUUUUAUCAGUUUUUUUUUUUUUUAUUAAAAAUGAUAUGGCUGAUGUAAUAAAGGCCUGCUCCGAAAUGUCUGCUAUUUUUUUUUUAAAGAAAAAAAAAGUUAAAUCUACAUUAAAGUCCCUCAGACAGCUGUUAAAGGAUAACUUUGGUGUUUUUCAACCUGGAACCUAUUUUUCCAUGUUUUUAUAUCAAAGUGACAAAUGGGGACAACAACUUUUUUUUUUCAAACGCUGUAACUGGCAGCCGCGAAACAAGUUAUUAAUGUAACGUUACGUCCACUAAAAUUUAUAAAUUAAACUAACUAAUUAAUAAACUAAAGUGUCUGACAACAUUAUGGAAA